Molecule: messenger RNA, 5625 nt
Organism: Daphnia magna
Lineage: Eukaryota; Metazoa; Arthropoda; Branchiopoda; Diplostraca; Daphniidae
Product: dual specificity tyrosine-phosphorylation-regulated kinase 2
Exons: 3
Coding region: 773-3370 (865 amino acids)
Biological process (GO): peptidyl-serine phosphorylation; peptidyl-threonine phosphorylation
Cellular component (GO): nucleus
Molecular function (GO): ATP binding; protein serine/threonine kinase activity; protein serine/threonine/tyrosine kinase activity
Source: RefSeq, a predicted model, not a curated record
AAGAGAAUUUCCAGUCUUUUAUGUGUGGCCUGAAGAGUGUGGUGUGUCCGUGAUUUCGGCGUUUGGGUCCGGUCGACGACACUUCUCCCACCCUAAAAAAAAAGAAAAAAACUCUAAGAGUGUGUGUAUGUGUGUGUGUGCGAGUGUGGUGGGGCCAAAGAAGGAAUUUCUCGUUGCACACACUCUGUCGUCAAAGAAGUCCGACAUUUUGGGUUUUUCUAUCGCCUUGGUUUUUAGUCUUCUCAGUUUUAACCUCACCAGCCAGAUGACCCAAAAUUAGUUAUUUGUGUCGACCCUGUGAAGGACCAUUUUCUAUCAAGGAUAACCACACCAACACAAGAAAUCGCCGAUGGGAUCGGUACAACAGAAGCCACCACACCAAAAGUCAACAGCCAACCAGACAGUGCCCAUUGCUGUCACAAACUUUUGUUGUACCAGCUCGGGCUCUGAUUGUGGUUAAUAGCCAACCCAAUCACUUGCAGAACCACACACUACUAGGCACGGCAGAAGAGAAUGCUUGUGUGAUCAGUCAAGAAAGAAAGUGGAGCCAUGAUCAGGCUUCUGUGAUAGAGCCUUUUUCUUCUCACAACCAAAAAGGCUCGAGGUUGUGUUCCUGUUCUUUUUGUGUAUGUCCCAUUACAACCCAGAAUCAUUUAUUCUGCCUGUGCCCAUCACUCAAAAAGUAGAUAGGAAUAAGCCAGGCUAAAGGUAGCCCUAGCUGUUGUGUGUUGGGGGAAAAGGGUGGGUGUUGUGUGUGUGGGUUAGUUUGGCGAUGUCGCUGGGCUAUUUCAUGAACACGCGCUGGGGCGGACUGGCGGCAGCCGUAGCGGCACAGCAAGCAAGCAACGACGAAAUCAACGCUCUCAAUCCAUCGGCCAUCCCGCAUCACUAUACGGAGGAAAACAGCAAUCCAUUCGCCUUCACGUUGCCCUACGGCGCCCCAUUAUCGAUUGCCGGCGCUUAUCCUCAGCACCACAGCGGUGGUAGUGCCACAACGGGAAAUAACGGUGUUCCAACCUAUCAUCAUCAACAGCAGCAACAACAGCACCACCAUCAUCAUUCGCACAACUCAUUUGCGCCUUCCGUAGAACUUGGAGCCGCCUUGGGUCUUGCGGGUGGACCGUUGGAUCCUCUCCGUCUGACUUCUCCUUCUAUGCCACACCUCUGUGGUCUCGACGAGAGGACGAUCGGACAUUUCAAAUCUCUCUAUCCUCCUCCGCCAUCUCUGAGUGGUGUAGGCCAGAUCGACGAUUCCUCGUCGAUGCUGUGGCAACCACAUCAACAGUCUCUACCCGUCGCUGUGCCUCCUCAUCACUCUCUACCUCUACCCACUUCGUCGUCCAAUACUCAUCCAUCGUUGAAUUCGUUGGGUAACAACGGACAACAACAACAUUUGAACGCUCAUCCACCGCAAGGAGUUGCUCUGUUGCCCAUUUUGACUCCACACGUUCAAUCAUCCGAAAUGCCUAGUGACAGUCCACCGUCUCAGCAACAGCAGAGCUCUUCGUCUGGUAGUAAGAGCAAUGGAACGGGUAAUGGAGUAGUUACGAAACCCAAAGCCAAGCCACGACAGCCGGAGGAGGUGCUCAAGUACUUCAGCAACGUCCUGACUCCGUACGAAUGCCAGGAGAUUCUCAACUACCCUCAUGUCUACUUCAUCGGCGCUAUGGCUAAGAAGCGGCCUAUUCUGUCAACGCACAACUCGGGCUAUGAUGACGAACAAGAUUCAUACAUCCACGUCGUCCAUGACCACGUGGCCUACCGCUACGAAGUACUCAAAGUCAUUGGCAAGGGCAGCUUUGGCCAGGUGGUGAAAGCUUACGACCACAAGAACCACGUCUACGUGGCAUUGAAAAUGGUCCGCAACCAACCCCGUUUCCAUCGACAAGCCCAAGAGGAGAUUAAAAUCCUGGAGCAUUUGAAAAAGCAAGACAAGGAUAACAAAAUGAAUGUUAUUCAUUUGCACGAUUGUUUCGUUUUUCGCAAUCAUGUCUGCAUCACCUUUGAACUGCUCUCUAUCAACCUUUACGAGUUGAUUAAGAAGAACAAGUUCCAGGGCUUCAGCCUGCAGCUGGUCCGCAAGUUCGCCCAUUCGCUUCUUCAGUGUUUAGAGGCCCUCGCUCGCAACCGCAUCAUCCAUUGUGAUAUGAAACCUGAAAAUGUCCUACUGAAACAGCAGGGUCGCAGUGGCAUCAAAGUUAUCGAUUUUGGCUCGAGUUGCUACGAGAACCAUCGGGUCUACACGUACAUCCAGUCGCGCUUCUACCGAGCUCCCGAAGUCAUUCUGGGCCUGCGCUACGGCCUUCCCAUCGACAUGUGGUCUUUGGGGUGCAUCCUGGCUGAGCUCCAUCUCGGAUACCCUCUUCUUCCCGGCGAGGACGAAUCGGACCAACUGGCCUGCAUGAUUGAAUUACUGGGCAUGCCGCCACCGAGGCUCAUCGAGCAAUCAAAACGAGCCAAAAUGUUCUUCAGCUCCAAGGGAUACCCUCGCUAUUGCAUGGCCACGACGAGGCCGGACGGAACCAUCGAGCUGCAAGGCGGGUCGUCUAGACGAGGUAAACCGCGUGGGCCACCCGGUUACCGGAGUUUGGCCACAGCCCUUAAAGCCAAAGGACAGGGAUACAAGGCCACCACCGCCAACAGUGCAGCCAAUGCGGCCACGAACGGCAUCAGUGCCGCCGAGUGGUCCGAAGAUGAAACGCUCUUUGUUGACUUCAUCUCGCGAUGCCUUGACUGGGAUCCAGAGACCCGUAUGACUCCGGAUGAGGCCUUGCGGCACGGCUGGCUUAGACGCCGCUUGCCACGAACACCGGCCAAAUCGACGGCCGUUGAGAGUCCGGCUAGACAAGCGCCUUGGCGGACGUCGAGUACGGGCAGCGUAGGUAGCGGGACCAAUAGUCUUGGUGGAGGUCCCGGUGGCGGUAAUGGCGGUUGCAUCAGCGACCGUUCCAGUGGUGGAACUGGAGACCUGAUGGUCCUUGGUGAUACGACUUCAUCAAAUGGGACAACAGUCAUGGUUCAACAGUCUACAUCUUCGGUUGGUACGUCGACCUCGGCUGCCGGGAGUAGUCAACAACAGCAACAGCAACAACAGAAUGGAGGAGGAGCUUGGCCACCGGUGACGACCCGGGUUUUUAUGCGGACCCGACGAGCUGCCAUGAACGAAGCACUAGCUUUGGCAGGCCAAGGAAGCUCUUCGGCAACUGCUUCUGGCGGCAUGUCUGUGGCGACCAAAUUACCCCACAGCGGCAGUACCGGCUCUUUAGCUUCUACACUGACGGGUCCAGCGGCAGCGGCCGGGCAAAGACGAUACUCUACCCGGUUACCCGUCAUUGAUCACUCGUGCUACCCAAACGGGGUUUCGUCCUAAAACCCCGGGGAGGGUUUUUUGGACCGAAAGUUUUUACCCCACCUCCCUCGCCCCUAUACAAAACACCAAUCUCUUUAAACUAUUCUUCUUUGUUUUUUUGUUUUUUGGUUUUUUUUUCUUUCUUUCGCGCUCUCGGUUUCAUCUUCUCUCUGAUUUUUACUUGAUAUGUAUUUUACCCCGGCAUUCUCAUUUCACGCGACAUGGACGAAACAUUCGUCGUGAGAAGCCAUCGACAGCAUAUGCGUCCUCCCUGUACGCUUGACUUUGUGUCUCGUCAACUGUCUUUCUCCCCCCUCCCCCUACGCAUCUAUUUCGAGGAGCAGCAAACGAUAAAAGUCAUCAGCCGUUGUCGACUUCUUGUAUUACCCUGUUUUCGGAAUUGUUUUUCCUUUCUGUGGAAAGCAAAACACUCAAGGGUAAGGAAGAACGCAGAAAUCUCUUAUUUCGCUAGUGCACGCUUACUUUGAAGAAGAUGAAGAAGAUGAAGAAGAAAAAAGAACGAAGAAGAAGAAGCUGAAAACGGACUGUCUCUAUCUCCUUAUCAAAUUCUGAUCUCCGCGGAUCGUUGACGAAUUGUCUUGCUUCUUAUUUCAACUCCCGAACGAGGCAUGGAACGUCACACUAGGGUGGGCUAAAAAAAAAAAAACGGAUUGAAGAAGGCGACGACGAAAUUUUUUUAAAAAGCAGAAGCUCUCUUCCACACCCACUCGCUCAUUCGUGAUGAUCUCUCGCUCGCGUUGUCUGCAAGGAUAUCGCUGAGGAAGUUUAGGUUCCUCCGGGUGGUUACAAACAAAAUAAAAAUAAGACACAUAAUUAUAGAAGGGAGAUUUGGGAAUGUUGCUCAUUCAUUGAUUCUGGACUAGUUUUCACGUUUUUACUAUUGUUUUUUUCUUUCUGUUUGUUUGUUUGUUUUUUUUUCAUAUUUUUUCCUAUUUCUUUCAUUUCCUUCUUUUCUUUUCAAUAGUUUUUUUUUUUUUUUUUUUUUUUUGUGUGUGUACUGUGUUGGGUCGAAGUUCUGUCUUUGGACGUCGCCAUAUCAACACGCAAAAAAAAAAAAAAAAAAAAAAUCUUAAAAGAAAAACAAAUUUAUUUAAAAGAAAAAGACAAAAAAAAAAGAACGGAAUUAUUUAGUGACAUUUGGGCGAUUACCUUUGACCAGAGCCAAACAAAAGUGCAGAGACGGCAAAUAAUCUGUAGUUUCUCUCCACAACAUUCUCUCAGAAUGAUUUUUUUUUUUUUUUUUAAUUUGCAUCCCUUUCCCAAUAUUUUUAAUGAUUUGGUCGAUGAGAGCAACGGUCCCAUUGUAAUUUGCCCAUCUUUUGUUUCAGAAAAAAAAACUCGUUUCGAUUGGCGACUCACGUUAUGACACCCGCAACAGGAACAAGUGUAGCAUUGUUUAGAAUGUCCAUUAUAGUUUUGUUGACAAACAUGAUUCCUCUCCGAACGUUCUCUCUGCUUCUUCUUGUACACGUGAGAGAAGAAACGUAUUAUUUCAUACCAUUUGAUUUGGAUCCUCGCAUACAGAGAAGGAAUACCGUCGCUCAGCAAAUAGUUGAUCGCACCUCGAGGGGAAAAUAUGUUUUCUCUUUCAGUGCCCAGCGUCAUUGCGUCCUCGUCGGUUAAAACCGUUGUCUCUUUUCGGUCAUGAAGCUGCCGUGGCGAAAUGUUAGUUUCCCCGAGCACGGAAAAAGCCACCGAUCAUUCAGGGUCUUCGGAAGGAUCUUGAAAAAUUCGCGGAGGGGAAUCAUACACGCAAUUCUCCCCCAGCAGAAAGCAUCUGUCUCUUCUCUCCAAACUUGUUCCGUAGUCCUCGUUGUCAUGACCAAAAUGCAUCGUAGUAAGCUUUAUUGCGUUGUUCACUUCUCACUCUCGCUAGAGAUCCGAAAAUCAUCUUGCCCCGACCGUCGACUCUCGCUGUCCUUCUCUAUCCAUCUCUCUAUUUCUUUCUCUCUAUGUGUAUUUGUUUAUGUUUUUUUUAAUUGAUGCUCUGUCGUGUGCGUGCGUAUGCGUGAAAGUGCCGAGUAUCGCUAUUGCUACUGCUGCUCUAAUGCUGUGUGUUUGGCCUUGUAUUUUGGACGAUAGUAAUGAAGUGAAUGACUGAUUGUGUCACAAUGUCUUGUGGGCUUCAAACCAAUUUUUCCCUCAUGUUUCCCAUCUCUCUACGAUUCUCUUUUGUGUUCCUCCUCGUAUGUUAGUAUUGAACGUGAUUUUAAGUCGACAAGACAGCGAAAAGAAAAAAAAACUCGUAAGAAUCA